Molecule: messenger RNA, 1293 nt
Organism: Closterium sp. Naga37s-1
Lineage: Eukaryota; Viridiplantae; Streptophyta; Zygnematophyceae; Desmidiales; Closteriaceae
Source: the annotation of a GenBank genome assembly
AUGAUAGGCGGGUGUCGACGAGUCGCUUCGCCUUGUUAUCUUCUCUUCCUAUUGGCUCUUUUCCUCACCGCAUUUCGCGGAGCUUCUGCCGUUCGGUUCACGCUAGACCAGUUCGAGUGCCUGACCUACUACGUGCAUUACGUUGGCGACGAAGUGCAUGGUAACUUCGUCGUCGUCAGUUCGCAAACGUGGGGCGAAUGGGAGUCGCUGGGCGUCGACAUCGUUGUGGAGGACCCGGACGGGUACCACGUGCACUCGUCACAGGGGCAAACGGAUGGCGUGUUUUCAUUUGAGUCGAUGCGGGAGGGCGACUACAAGGUGUGCUUCACCAACAAGUCGCCCAUCAACGAGGAGAUUGUCUUUGAGCUGCACGUGGGGCACCACUUCAGUGAAAAGGAGCUCGCCAAGGAAGAGCACGUGGAGCAGACGAGGGACAAGGCGGCGAACCUGUACGAGCGCGUGAUGGUGCUGUCCAUGCAAGCCAAGUUCCGCCACUCGCAGGCUCAGAGGCUCAACGAGUGUGAGCCAACUCAUAUGGUGAGGAGGGCUGUGCUCCCUUGGAGGCCUGUAUUCAUAUUCAUUCCCGCAUGCCGCAUCCCCUCUCCACGCACCCCACUUUUCCCACAACAUCACCCCCUUUCACUCCCUCCCACACCUCCCCCCACUCCCCCUCCUUUUCCCCACCUCCUCCCCCUCGCGCCCUGCCCCUUCCCCCAUCUCCCAGUCCUCGCGCCCUACCCUUCCCCCAUCUCCCCCUCCCUGCACCCUGCCCUUUACCCCACCUCCCUGCCUCCGCGCUCCUGGCCCUUCACCCAACUGCAGUGGCCAAUGGCCAAUACCACCACAGGAAGGCUUAUCCUCCCACACCAUUGCUCCCCCUUCCUCUCUCCCUUCCUACCUUCCUUCCCAUUCCCCUACCCUGUCCCCAUCCCCCCUGCCAUCUCCCCCCACCGGUUUCCAUUCCCAGUGGCCAACAAGACCACCACAGCAAGCAAGGCUCAUCUUCAAGACGCCCUCCCUCCUCGUGUGCCCCACCUUUCCCCCACCUCCCCCUUUAUCUCUCGCCUUCCCCUCCACCCCGUUCCACCCGCCCUGUUUCCAUGCCCAGUGGCCAAGACCACCACAGCACGGCUCAUCUUCAAGACGGCCGUCCAAUCAGGCGCGCUCAUUCUUUGCUGCUCAAUCCAGGUGAUGCUACAGUGCUACUCAGGUGUAUCUGCUGCACCGUCUCUUCGAACGCAAGCUGGGAAGGUCAUUCGUCUGAUUGCGCUGCUGCGCUGCAACACCCACUGA